Messenger RNA from Acanthoscelides obtectus, 1958 nucleotides. The record is from the annotation of a GenBank genome assembly. Lineage: Eukaryota; Metazoa; Arthropoda; Insecta; Coleoptera; Chrysomelidae.
AUUUUGCACCGUAUCACUUUAAUUCACGCACAGGACACUUGCGCACACUGUUCCAGUGUACCUAUUUUUAAGAUUAAUGUACAGUUUCUGAAGUCCAAAUCGUUUGCACUGCUCGACAGGAAUAUUAUACUGCCUUCAUCAGAUGUGGUGAUAUGUGUCUUUUAGCAACAAGAUAUGGCCGAUGGCCCUUGCGAAAUCUGCCAACAAGUGACACAAGGAACAUGCUCUACGUGUCGACAAGUAUACUACUGUUCUAAAGAGCAUGAACAUGAACACAAGGAAAUACAUCAAGUAUCAUGCAAUCCAUUCGAGAUUGGUACCUCUAAAGAAUUGGGAAGAUAUUUGUUGGCAACAAGAAACCUGAAACCUAGCGACGUGAUACUAUCGGAGACUCCCUUAGUAUUUGGUCCUAAGCCUCAGCAAAUCAAAGAAGGGCCCUUUCCUUGUGUGGGUUGCUGCAGGAUACUGACUGAUCAGACCUGCGAAAGAUGUCCACUGUGCCUGUGGCCUGUCUGCAAGUUGGACUGUCCAGGAUUGAAGCAACCUAACAUCCAUGGCUUUGAAUGUACCAUUCUGAGACUGAAGCCCGCUAACACCGAGUCAAAAUCAUUUUACGAAUAUUUUAGAUUUGACGUACUUAUAGCUUUACGAGCUCUGGCUCUUCAAAACUCCAGCUUGAAACGCUGGGAAACCAUGCUUGCUUUAGAAGCUCAUCCGGAACAUCGAGGGCCAGAUACUGACGUAUACAAGGCUAUCGAAGAAAAGAUCAAGAUCAUGGAAGACAACUAUUUGAAACCUUUGAGAGAAUCAGAGAAACAAUGUGGCGAAAGCAUCCUGAAAGACACUUCUCCCCAUCUGAUCCAUAAGGUCUACGGCAUCCUAGACGUCAAUGCGACAGAGCUCACAGAAGAGAUAGAGGCGAUGGUGCUAUAUCCCACUGCCAGUCUGUUAGAGCACAACUGUGUCCCUAACACAAUGCAAACCAUUGAUGAGAAGGAGAACUUCAGGAUAACGUUUAGAGCUGCCUUACCAAUAAAGAAAGGAGAGCAUAUAACUUCAACAUACACCAACAUACUGUGGGGUACGUCAGCAAGGAGAGAUCACUUAAAGCAAACAAAGUACUUCACCUGCAAAUGUAGAAGGUGUCAAGAUCCGACAGAAUUAGGAACUUAUUUCAGCGCUCUGAGGUGUUUGGGCGACGAGGAGAACUGUCCAUGUGGUGGGACACAGUUACCGGUAAACCCAACAGAGGAAGACUGCGUUUGGGUUUGUGAGCGGUGUAAAAUACAACUUCCUGACAAGGAAAUGAUGAACUUCGUUAAUCACCUAAACACGGAAGUUGAUCGCGUGAUGUCAAGACGAUCAAAAAUCGCAGAGUUAGAAGGCGUGUUGAGCAAGUUAUUGAACUUUCUUCAUGAAAAUCAUUAUCUGAACUACAUAAUCAAGCAUUCUUUAGUUCAGCUAUAUGGCAAUGAAGGAAAUGGCGAAAUAUCUGCUAGUUUAUUGACCAUGAAAUUGAAAAUGUGCCAAGAUCUUAUUGAAAUUACCAGGAAAAUAGAUCCAGGAAACGCUAGAUUGAGUUUGUACAUGGGUGUAUUGUUAAACGAACAGUUCAUUGGCAAGUUCAAAAUGAUCACCAGGAUGCACGAGAAAGAGAAAAAAGUCGACGCUGGUAAACUUCAGGAGGCUUUAAAUAUUUUGGAAGAGAAUAAGCGCGUAUUGAAAUAUGAAAUCAACACUACGUCUGGUGCUAGACUGUUUAAUGUUGUGUGCAAGAACGAGGAUCAGCUUAAAAGUUGGAUAGAGAGCAACGACUUAAAAGCUUAUGUUUAGCAUAUAGCCAUAUGUAUAAUUGUGUCUUUUAUUGGGUUUCAUAAAUAGACUUCAGUGAAAAUGUACAGUACAAUGACAUGAAAUGUUAGAUAAAUAAAUUAAUCGUUAUGUUUGGAGCAGUUUCA